CAACGCGGCGUAGUUCGAAAUAUUUAACAACAACAUAAAACUAGACCGGCAAAGUAAUACUUCUUUUUUUUUUUGGAUUAGAUAAAAACUCCGCGGCAAAAUGGUUGUAAACUUCAAAGUUUUUAAGAAAUGUGCGCCGAACAACAUGAUCACGCUCUAUAUGAAUAGGCGUGAGUUUGUGGAUUCGGUGACGCAAGUGGAGCCGAUCGAUGGGAUCAUUGUGCUGGAUGAUGACUACGUGCGUCAGAACCGCAAGAUCUUCGUGCAGCUUGUGUGCAACUUUCGCUAUGGACGCGAAGAUGAUGAAAUGAUUGGAUUGCGUUUCCAAAAGGAGCUGACGCUUGUCUCGCAACAGGUGUGCCCGCCCCAGAAGCAGGACAUACAGCUGACCAAGAUGCAGGAGCGUCUGCUUAAGAAACUGGGCUCCAAUGCAUUCCCCUUUGUCAUGCAAAUGCCUACCAGCUCACCGGCUUCGGUGGUGCUGCAGCAGAAGGCGAGCGAUGAGAGCCAGCCCUGCGGUGUGCAAUACUUUGUGAAGAUCUUUACGGGCGAGAAUGAUUGUGAUCGUUCUCAUAGACGCAGCACCAUUAACCUGGGCAUACGCAAGGUGCAGUAUGCACCCACCAAGCAAGGCAUGCAGCCCUGCACGGUGGUGCGCAAGGACUUUCUUUUGUCACCCGGAGAGCUGGAGCUGGAGGUGACACUGGACAAGCAGCUGUAUCAUCACGGCGAGAAGAUAUCGGUCAAUAUUUGUGUACGCAAUAACUCGAACAAGGUUGUGAAGAAGGUCAAGGCAAUGGUGCAGCAGGGCGUCGAUGUGGUACUCUUCCAGAAUGGACAAUUCCGCAAUACGAUUGCCCAUAUGGAGACCAGCGAGGGCUGUCCACUGAACCCCGGUUCCAGCCUGCAAAAGGUCAUGUAUCUGGUGCCCACACUGGUGGCCAAUUGUGAUCGGGCUGGCAUUGCCGUUGAGGGCGAUAUCAAGCGCAAGGACACAGCACUGGCCUCGACCACGCUCAUUGCCAGUCAGGAUGCUCGUGAUGCCUUCGGCAUUAUUGUUUCAUAUGCGGUUAAGGUAAAGCUCUUUCUGGGCGCUCUGGGCGGCGAGCUGUGCGCUGAGCUACCCUUCAUACUCAUGCACCCUAAGCCCAGCCGCAAGGCACAGUUGGAAGCUGAGGCAUCCAUUGAGGCCUAAACAUGCAGCUACCUCAACUUAAUCGAA
Drosophila novamexicana is the source of this 1222-nucleotide messenger RNA. RefSeq names its product phosrestin-2 (gene Arr1). The record is from RefSeq and is a predicted model, not a curated record. Bases 101 to 1195 code for a protein of 364 amino acids. The transcript is spliced from 4 exons. Gene Ontology annotation, molecular function: G protein-coupled receptor binding. Gene Ontology annotation, biological process: signal transduction; G protein-coupled receptor internalization. Gene Ontology annotation, cellular component: cytoplasm. NCBI's taxonomy places the organism in Eukaryota, Metazoa, Arthropoda, Insecta, Diptera, Drosophilidae.